This is a messenger RNA of Rhodotorula graminis WP1, 5475 nucleotides long. Its product is annotated as glycosyltransferase family 4 protein. Gene Ontology annotation, molecular function: glycosyltransferase activity; zinc ion binding; sequence-specific DNA binding. Lineage: Eukaryota; Fungi; Basidiomycota; Microbotryomycetes; Sporidiobolales; Sporidiobolaceae. The transcript is spliced from 11 exons. Bases 1 to 5475 code for a protein of 1824 amino acids. The record is from RefSeq and is a predicted model, not a curated record. Gene Ontology annotation, biological process: regulation of DNA-templated transcription.
AUGUCAUGGCUCUCGCGUGACACGGCGCGUCAUGGUCCGCCAGAUCGCCGGUCCCGACCGCUGUCGAGCCACGUCCGAGUUGGGAGGAGCCGACGGCGGAUCCCCGUCUUCCUCGUCUGCGUCGUCCUGGGCCUCGCCGUCGUCCUGUGGUCGCGCGCUGCGCCUUCUCGAACGCCGGCCCGGCGAGGCACGCUCCUGUCGUCCAAGGCGCACCCGUUUGGUCCGCCCGAGCACCCGCUCCCGGUCCACCACCUCGAGCGCCUCAUGAUCUACAACAACACGCCCGUCGCCCCGUCUCGUCCACCCGCAACCCAGUUCCUCCUUGACCCUCGAGCCGACCUGUCGCGACCCGUCGUCGCCAUCAUCACGGCGACCAACAACCCGCGCGCCGUCAUGCGCGAGACGGCGACGACCCUGUUCGGCCAGUCGCUCCAGAACUUUGUGUGGGUCAUCGUCGACGACCAUACGGUCGAGCCCAGCUCGCGCGACCUCCUGGCCGAGCUCGCGCGUGACCCGCGUGUCGUCGUCGUCAAGAACCCGGGCGACGCCGGGCUCGCCGCCGCGCGCAACGUCGGGCUCGACCACGUGUUCGCGCACUUCGACCCACCGCCCAAGUACCUCGUCUCGCUCGACGACGACGACCUGUUCGAGUUUACGGCGCUCGAGAAGACGUGCUGGAUGCUCGAGAGCAACCCGGACUGGGACGUCGGCGGGUUCCGGUACGUCAAGUGGGGUGCGUCGAACGAAACGGUGACGACGGGCCUGCACUCGGGCCAGCGCAACUGGCGCCUCGGCAACUUUGUCCCGAACGCGGCCGUGUACACGUCGCGCGCGCUCGAGAUGAGCGGCUGUCGGUACAACGAGGUCGAGUUCCACGACGGCGGCGAGGACUGGGACUUUUGGAUGUGUCUCGCCGACGCCGGCCUGUGGGGCGGCACCAUCCUCGAGCCGCUGUACUGGUACCGCGUCAACGACCCCAAGUUCCGCACCAAGCGGUGGGGCAACACGUUUGUCGACGGCUUUGAGCAGCUCAAGGAGCACAUCAUGCGCAAGCACCCGACCCUCGACAAGGCGUUCCCGGUCAAGAAGCCCAAGCACGGCGUCCAGCUCGCGCCCAUCAUGUGGGACCCGCCGUUCGAGCACGCGCUCGCGCACACCGACAAGCAGAUCAUGUUCAUCCUCCCGUGGCUGUACGUCGGCGGCGCCGACAUUGGUGCCCUGCACAUGAUCCAGCUGUACGCGCUCGCCGGCUACCGCGUCACGGUCGUCUGCACCCUGAGCAAGUUCCCCGAGGGCGUCGAGCUGCGCCCGUUCGCGCUUCAGUACACGCACGACAUCCACGUCCUCCCGACUUUCCUUCGCCCGCACGACUUCCCGCGGUACCUCAAGCACCUCGUCGAGUCGCGUGGCAUCCGCCAGGUCAUCAUGAGCAACAGCCAGCUCGCGUACGAGAUGCUGCCGGCGCUCGCCGAGCACCUGCCCGACGUCGAGUGGAUCGACUACCUGCACAACGAGGCGUACAACGGCUGGAAGGCCGGCGGGUACCCGCGCCUGUCGAUCAUCAUGCAGCGGUACCUCGCCCGCACCAUCACGUGCUCGCACUACUUGCGCGACUGGCUCGUCGACAACGGGCACCUGGACGCGAGCCGGAUCGGCAUCGUCAAGCUCGGCAUCGAGGCGUCGCAGUUCAAGCCGGCGACGGCCGCCGAGCGCAACGCGGCCAAGGCGUCGCUCCUCGGCGUGGAGCCAGAGACGUUCGUCAUCGUCGUCGUUGGGCGCCUCGACCCGCAGAAGCGCACGCUCCUCAUCCCGCCCAUCGUCGAGGAGCUCAUCCGCCGCACCGAGGACGACUUUCUCGUCGUCAUGGUCGGUGAGGGCGGCCUGCGCACCCAGCUCGAGAAGCUCGUCCAGCUCGCGUCACUCAGCGACUUUGUGCGGCUCGUCGGCACGCAGAGCGACCUCGGCGACUACUACGCGGCGGCCGACCUGUUCCUCCUGCCGACCAUGGGCGAGGGCAUCUCGAUCGCGGUCGGCGAGGCCAUGGCGUCGGGCCUGCCCAUCGUGACGGCGCGCGCCGGUGCACUCCCCGAGCAGCUCGGCGAGCUCGACAGCGCCGGCCGCAAGGUGCACGACCCGAACGAGCUCGCCGGGAUCCUGAUCGAGCACGAGCUCGAAGACGACCCGGUCGACGACGCGGUCCAGUACGCCGACGCGAUCGAGAAGCUCAUGCUCGACCCGGCGCUGCGCGCGAGGCUGGCGCGCAACGGGCGCAAGAUGGUCGAGGACGGGUACGACUGGCGGACAACGCUCGGCGGGCUCUUUGUCGAGGCGGACAAGGCGCACAACUUGCCCGGGCACGUGACGGGCGACACGCGGUACCCGCUGCCGGCGGCGUACAUGGCGACCGAGAUCAUGCUCGCCGAGAUGUGGCGCGAGACGGACAUGCGCGGCUACUUCGACCUCCUUCGUCCGCUCGACCUCGACCACGACCACCUCGUCUCGCCUCGACAUGGGCUGCUGAGCCUAGCAGCGUCCAGCUCCGACCUCUCCACGCUCGACUACGCCGCCGCCACGCGAGCGCGCCUCGCCCAAGUCGCCGCCUCGACCGCUCCCUCCAGCGAGCCCGACUCAAACGACCGCCCUCGCCUCGUCCUCUCGCCCACGAGCCCGCCAGAUUCGACCGAGGAGCGCAGCACGACGGCUCGCGCCGCGUCGCGCUCGAGUGGCGCUUGCGGGGUUUCGAGCCCCGAGGCGUCCGACCUCGCCACGGGCAGCCCGGCGCGACGAGCAGAGCACCGUCCUGACCUCGCACGUCCCUCGUCCCUUUCCCCGUACCUCGCCGACCCGCGCCUCCCGCCGUCCUCGACCCACGCGCAGCCGACACCGUUCGAUCGCGCUCCCGGCGACGACGAGCUCCCGCGCCUCAAGCAGACCUGGAACGCGUGGAACGGCAGAGCGAGAAAGCUCCUCGACCAGGAGUCGCGCAUCGAGAACCUGUACUGGCGUCGUUGGCACAUGGAGCAGCGUCACGGACCCGUCCAGUCGGCCGUGCGCGACGACCUGUACGGCCUGCACGCGAGCGUCGAGGCGCACGAGCGCCGGCGCGCGACUGAAGACCUCGAGGCCUUCUUGCGCACGACCCUUCAAGCCGCACAGCCGUCGACUCACGUCCCCGUACCUCCUCAGCCUCCGACCUUCGCCGCCCUCACCCAGUCGGCGCUCCCGACCAGCCUCUCGCAACCUUCCCCUCGUCUCGGCCAACCCGCUCCGACCCCACCUCUUGUGAGCGCGCCUCAGCCGCAACGACUCGCGUUCAACCCGUCGCCCGAGUGGGGCUACUCGCCGCUGCCCUCGGUGUCGCAGCCCAACCAGAGCCGCAUCAUCGCCACUCCGGCCUGGACGGCGCUCAUCUCGGACUCGCCGCGUGCGGCGCAGGCGCAGCCGCCCGCCCAGUCGGCGCCGCAGCAGGCCGUCGAGCAGCAGCACGGCGCGCAAGGGCAGCAGCAGGCGGGCGCGCCUCUCGCGGCGCCGUCGUCGGCGACCGCGCAGCAUCAGCAGCUGCCGACGCUGCAGCACCCGCAGCCCAUGGCGGCGCUCAACGCAUUCGGUUUCCCGGGCUACCCGUUCCCCGGCUCGGGCCCGAGCGACCCGUUCGCCGCGUCGACCUCGUCGGCAAACGUCUCGCACGGCGUCUUCCCCUUCGGCAUGCCUCCCACCUCAGCAGCACCACCCACCCUUCCCUCGCCCAGCUUCGCCCUCCCGCCAACCGCGACCGUCUUCUCGGACCUCCCGUCGGCAUUGUCCUCGGCCCCGCCGACCGCCGCACCUCCCGCCUUCUUCUCGUCGUACGGCAUGUACCAGCCCGUCAUCGCGCCGUACCCGCGGUUCCUCACGCCGUCGCCCGAGCCGAGCAUCCUCGGCGAGCUCGAGCUCGAGCUGGGCCCGACGACGGGCGAGUUUCACUCGUCGUCGUCGGCCGGCGUGACGCCCACGACCGCCGCCGACGGCAUGGACCACGUCUGGCGCGACCUCGAGGGCCGCUCCGAGACGAGCCCGGGCGACGCGGCCAUCCCGCCCGUGUCGGGCAGCGAGGGCCGGGACCCGUUCGAGGGCAUGAGCCUCGCCCAGAUGCGCAGCCGCGCCAACAGCCUCGAGGCGGUCGACCGCGACGCGUCCCGCUUCGACAUUGGCGGCGCGACGGGCGCGGCGGCGGGCGGCGACGGGUCGGCCGACCCGGACGCGCACUUGUCGCUCGCCGAGCAGGCGGCGAGGGAGGUCGAGCGUGCGGCACAGCUCCACGCCGACGGCGGCGCGGCGGCGUACCCGAGCGCGGCGGCCAAGGGCAAGCGCAAGGCCAAGGGCGGCGGCGGCGGCGGCAAGAAGACCAAGGGCUCGCGCGCCAACAGCCCCGAGCCGGACGGCGCCGACGCGGGCUCGUCCAAGCUCGCGGCCAACGGCAGCAAGAAGAACCGCAACCCGCACUCGACGCAGCUGCCGGGCAACGGGCAGCGGCGCGCCGUCAAGGAGGAGGCGGGCGAGGGCCACGAGGGUCCCGUCUGCUCGCACUGCGGCAGCAUCACGACGCCGCUGUGGCGACGAGGACCUCACGACGAGCUCCUGUGCAACGCGUGCGGCCUGUACCUCAAGCUGCACUCGAAGCCGCGGCCCAAGACGUUCGGCAAGUCGAACGCGUCGAAGCGCACGUCGAACGGCGCGGCGGCACAAGCAGCGGCGAGCGGCGUGCCGCCCAGCUGCAACAACUGCGGCGCGACGAGCACGCCCAUGUGGCGCAAGGACCCCGAGGGCCGACUGUGCUGCAACGCGUGCUCGCUCUACUACAAGCUCCACAAGGUCAACCGGCCCGCCUCGCUCGCCCAAAAACGACAAGCCGCCGCCGCCGCCAAGGCCAACCUCGCCGCUGCCGCAGCGGCCGGCCAGAACGACGAGGCGUCGGGGUCGACUUCCCCGUCGGGCCUCGUCGCCGCACCACCCGUCGUCGUCAGCAACGCCCAGCUCCCGACGCCGGCGACCUCGACCGAGAUCACGCCCGUGUCGUCCAACGAGGCGCACGCACCGAUACCGCCUCCUCCACCUCACCUCCCUCACGCCUUCCACCCACCCUUCCCGCCACCAGGCAUGCCGAUGAACCCGGGCGACCCGGCCGCCAUGCACUUCAUGCCCCAGCCGCCCAUGUGGCCGCCGCACCCGCUCGCGCCCAACCUGUACGGCCCCAUCCCGCCCAUGCACCACCACCUCGCGCCGCAUCAGCAGCACCCGGCGACGGCGCACAAGUACAUGCUGCCGCCGGCCAUGCCGCAGCAGGGCAUGCCGCCGAACCCGUUCGCGCAGACGGCGUGGGGCGCGCUCGCGUACGGCAUCGUGUCCGCCGCCGCCGCCGAGGAGGCUGGGUCGGUACCAGGCGUGCCGGGCAGCGGCGCGCCGCCACCGCCUCCUCCACCAGGUCCCGGACCCUGA